AUGGGUGCGCCCAAACAAAAGUGGACAGCCGAUGAAGAAGCUGCCUUGAAAGCUGGAGUUAUCAAGCAUGGUGCUGGUAAAUGGAGGACAAUACUAAAGGAUCCUGAAUAUAGUAGUGUUUUGUACCUCCGAUCGAAUGUGGACCUCAAGGACAAAUGGAGAAACAUGAGUGUCAUGGCAAAUGGAUGGAGCUCUAGGGAGAAGUCCAAGUUUGCUGUUAAGCGGAUGCACCAUGUUUCAAAACGAGAAGAGAGUCCUCUGCCUGCUGAUAAUGAUGUCAAAAGUGAUGAAGAUGCCGUGGAUAUUAAGGCUCACGAAGUUCCUCUGAUGCCUAUUCCUGCUCCGAUAAGAUCUACCAUAAGAAGUUCCAUUCUUGGUCGGUCCCUCCGUAUGAAAUGCCUCAGUCAGCUCUUUCUCCCCAGCCAUCUACGCUCUUUUCUUCGCUCAUGUGCACAUCAGUCUUCUCUCUCUGCUGGGAAGCAGCUCCAUGCGGUCAUACUCACCGCUAGCCUACCAGCAUCACACAAUUCCUUCCUUCCGAAUGCCCUUCUUCACCUUUACUCGUCCUGUGGAGUUGUUAGUUAUGCCCGCCACUUGUUCUUCCAAAUCCCCUCAUCACACAAAGACUUAGCAGAUUGGACCUCUUUCUUGAAUUGUCUUUCAAAGCAUAAGAACGAUCCUUGUGAAGCUUAUUGGUUGUUCAAUGAAUUGAGGAGAAGGGGUAUUCUUGUUGAUGAUGUUGUGCUGCUUUCCAUGCUCGGUUUGUGCGCUAGAGUGGGAAAUUUGGAGAUGGGAACUCAACUGCAUGGUUGUGUGAUGAAGAUGGGUUUCAAGUAUAGUCUUAAGGCGUGCAAUGCGAUAAUGAAUAUGUAUGUGAAAUGUGGGUUACUAUCCAAAGUAAGAGGUGUUUUCAGUGAAAUGAAGGAACAGAAUGUUGUGUCGUGGAGUAUACUUUUGGAAGGUUAUGUUGGGAGUGGAUUGAUCAAGGAAGGGUGUUUACUUUUGAAUGAAAUGGUUUUGCAGUCAGGCCUCAGGUUGAAUCAUGUUUCCCUUUGUUCUAUUUUAUCAGCUUCCGCACAAUCUGGUGAUGUAGCGUUUGGGAGAUUGGUUCAUGUUCUUGCUUUGAAGGAAGUGGGGUUGGACAUCAUGGUUGGGACAGCUCUGGUUGAUAUGUAUGCCAAAUGUGGUCGAAUAAACGUAGCAGUUAGAGUUUUUGAGUAUUUGCCCAGGAGGAACGUAGUGACAUGGAAUGCUAUGCUUGGUGGGCUAGCAAUGCAUGGAAAGGGCAAAGCUGUGUUGCAUAUGUUCUCUAAGAUGUUUGAAGAAGCUAAUCCUGAUGAUUUAACCUUUAUAGCUGUGCUAAGUGCUUGUAGUCAUGCUGGUCUGGUUGAUCAAGGUUGGGAGUAUUUUCAUAAUCUGGAACCAGUGUAUGGAAUAACACCCAAAAUAGAUCAUUAUGCUUGUAUGGUUGAUCUGCUUGGACGAGCUGGUCGCUUAGAGGAAGCUGAAAGAUUAAUACAUAAUAUGCCAAUGCCUCCCAAUGAGGUGGUUCUAGGAUCAUUAUUGGGUUCUUGCAGCCUUCAUGGAAAGUUACAGAUUGGUGAGAGGAUUUUACAUGAUCUGGUUCAGAUGGAUCCUCAGAACACUGAAUAUCACAUACUACUUUCAAAUAUAUAUGCUUCAUCAGGAAACCGGAAGCAGGCAAACUCCCUGCGGGAUGCUCUGUAUCGUAGGGGGAUUAGAAAGGUUCCUGGAAUGAGUUCCAUUCAUAUAGGAUGCCGUGUUCAUCAGUUCACUGCUGGUGAUAAGUCACACCCUCGAACUCCAGAGAUCUAUCAUACCCUAGAUGAUAUGAUAAUUAGGUUAAAGCUAGCUGGUUAUGUCCCACAUACUGCCUCCCAGAUUUCUGCGGGGGCUGAUGGUGGGUAUAGUGGAGAUGAGGAGGAGAAGGAGCAGGCAUUGCUAUCACACAGUGAGAAGCUUGCCUUUUGUUUUGGGCUUAUAAGCACGAGUCCUGGUACAUCCUUGUAUAUAUUCAAAAAUCUACGUAUGUGUCAUGAUUGCCAUUCUGCGAUCAAGAUUGCUUCAGAUGUAUACCAACGAGAAAUUACUGUCAGAGACCGCAACCGAUUCCAUUAUUUUAAACAAGGCUCAUGUUCUUGCUCUGAUUAUUGGUGA
Messenger RNA from Linum trigynum, 2178 nucleotides. Lineage: Eukaryota; Viridiplantae; Streptophyta; Magnoliopsida; Malpighiales; Linaceae. The record is from the annotation of a GenBank genome assembly.